AGAUCAGCUUCAAUACCUACAGACUCAUAUAAGUACAUAAAUAUUCCUCCGAAUAAUACAAAAUAUUAUCAACUGUGCUCAAGAUGAAUCCUCAAAUUAUUUGUCUUGUCCUUCUUCUGACCGUCGGAUUUUCGCAUGGCCAGUCUUCGAUGUUCAAUCAGUUCAAUCCAAUUGCAGACAACUCUUCGGCACAAAAUGACAAUUCAACUUCUGAAACUAAUAACGCAACUAAUUCAACCAAUGACCAAAAUCAGCAACAGCAACCAAAUAUGGGUAAAACUUUCGAAGAAAACAACGAAGCUAUAAAAAAAACCAUGAACUCAAUGAUGAACGUCGGAAAAGCCCAUGUUGAUGCCGCUAAAACUAUAGCUGAGACAGGAAUAAAAGUGGGAAAUUCUUUUCCGCAACUCGGCUCAAAACUUAUGGGACAGAUGAGCAACAGUAAUAGCCAAAAAAACGGACCCAUGGGGGGUUUUGGAUUCUUUAAAUAAAUUAAUAUUUCAAUCACGUGAAUAACUAAUGUACUGCUCUGUUAUAAUGCGAUAAAAAUAAAAAUACUUUUCUUCAAAAUUUAA
Cotesia glomerata is the source of this 575-nucleotide messenger RNA. RefSeq lists its product as uncharacterized. The transcript is spliced from 3 exons. The record is from RefSeq and is a predicted model, not a curated record. NCBI's taxonomy places the organism in Eukaryota, Metazoa, Arthropoda, Insecta, Hymenoptera, Braconidae. Bases 84 to 491 code for a protein of 135 amino acids.